Glycine soja is the source of this 1427-nucleotide messenger RNA. Its product is annotated as chalcone synthase-like. NCBI's taxonomy places the organism in Eukaryota, Viridiplantae, Streptophyta, Magnoliopsida, Fabales, Fabaceae. The coding region runs from base 70 to 1242 and encodes 390 amino acids. The transcript has 2 exons. Gene Ontology annotation, molecular function: acyltransferase activity, transferring groups other than amino-acyl groups. The record is from RefSeq and is a predicted model, not a curated record. Gene Ontology annotation, biological process: polyketide biosynthetic process.
AAAGUAUUUUGAAAUAUUUUAAAAAGACCUAUAUUUGGUAAGCCAAUCAAAUUGGACAUUAAUAAAGGAAUGGAGAGGGCAGAACAAAUUGGAGGAGGCAAAGCUGUGGCCACAGUCCUAGCCAUUGGCACAGCAAAUCCACCCAAUUUCAUCCUUCAGGAGGAUUAUCCUGACUUCUACUUUCGGGUCACCAAUAGCGACCAUUUGCACCGCUUGAAGCAAAAGUUCAAGCGCAUUUGCGAGAAUUCAAAGAUAGAAAAGCGACACAUAGUCCACACGGAAGAAUACCUAAAGCAGAACUCAGACAGCGGCACGUACGAUGGCCUUCCCUUGGAGACACGACAGAAUGUCCCCACGGAACAGGUAAUAAAAUUAGGUAUGGAAGCAGCAUCAAAGGCCAUUAAGGAAUGGGGCGAACCCUUAUCAGAAAUCACACACCUCAUCUUCUACACCACUUCUUGCUUCGGCUCCGUUCCCGGUCCUGACCACUACCUCUCCAAACAACUUGGACUCCGCUCAACGGUCAACCGCCUCAUGCUCUUCAGCCACGGUUGCCACGCUGGCGGCACCAUUCUCCGCGUUGCCAAAGAUAUCGCGGAGAACAACCCUGGCUCACGUGUUCUUGCCGUCUGUUCCGAGACCAUGUUUGCCUCGUUUCGCGCUCCUAGCGAAUCCAACGUUGAGGUUCUCGUAGGACAGGCUCUGUUCGGAGACGGUGCCGCCGCCGUCAUCAUUGGCGCGGAUCCUAAGCACUCCAUCGAGCAUCCACUCUUCGAACUCGUGUUGGCUUCGCAAACCACUGUGCCUGACACCGAGAAUGCGAUCAAAGGAAGUCAACAAGAGAAUAGGUUGGUUUAUUAUUUGGAUAAGGACAUUCCCAAUAUUGUAACUAACAAUGUGAAGAAGUGUUUGGUUGAUGAGUUGGGUGAAGUUGGUUUCGUCGACGAAAUUGAUUGGAACAAGUUUUUCUAUGCAAUUCAUCCGGGUGGGGCUGUUAUUGUGAGUGGGGUUGAAGAGAAGCUAGGGUUAGAGAAAGAGAAGCUGAGUGCGACAUGGCACGUGCUGAGCCAACACGGGAACAUGUGGAGUCCAACUGUGAUUUUUAUCUUGGAUGAGAUGAGGAACAGGUCCAAGACUGAGGGGAAGAGCACAACCGGUGAAGGGUUAGAGUGGGGGAUUUUAUUAGGGUUUGGUCCUGGUGUGGCAAUGGAGACUGUGCUUUUACGUAGUUAUCCAUGUUGAUAAAUAGUUACAAAUACUACUACUGCUUAUGUUUAUGUAUUUAUGGGUAUCUUUUUUAAGAAUAAAUGUGGUAACUUUCUUCGUAAGAGAAAUUAAAUGUAACAUAAUCGUUGUAUGUCACGAUUGUUUUAAGAGUUUGGAUAUUGUAAUAAUGAUUUAGACAACACGGCCUAGUUGUUCGAGAA